Molecule: messenger RNA, 2770 nt
Organism: Salarias fasciatus (jewelled blenny)
Lineage: Eukaryota; Metazoa; Chordata; Actinopteri; Blenniiformes; Blenniidae
Product: potassium voltage-gated channel subfamily G member 3-like
Exons: 3
Coding region: 346-1722 (458 amino acids)
Biological process (GO): protein homooligomerization; action potential; potassium ion transmembrane transport
Cellular component (GO): voltage-gated potassium channel complex; membrane
Molecular function (GO): delayed rectifier potassium channel activity; protein binding
Source: RefSeq, a predicted model, not a curated record
AGGUGGAGGAGGAGGAGGAGGAGGAGGAGGAGGUGGUGGUGUGAAGGACAGUGCGGCAGUUUGCACAGUUUCUGAAUCAAAAGGAGCUUUCCAGUUGUUUGAAUCAUCGACUAAUCCUCCUCCUCUCAGACGCGAUGAGGAGGAGGAGGAGGAGGCUCUGCUGCUGCUCUCCACUCACAUUCAGCGCUGAAGAGAAGUGAAGCAGAAGUGAAGCAGAACACAGAUGUGAUGUUGAACGACUCGAUGAUUUGAGUUGCUCCUCUGUUGAGUGAAAUGAAAUCUGGGAGCAGAGGUUGAAGUUUGCUGCUGGCUGCAUCGUUCCCCUCCUCAGAGAGGAGGCGCAGGAUGGAGAGUCGGCUCGGCGUGAAGGCAGGCGGCAGCAGGUUCAAGCAGGCGGUGGCUGAAGCGUGCCGUAAGAAGGCGAGCGCAGAGGCUGAGGCAGCGAGGGCGAGCCGGAGCAGCCUGUGGGGCGUCCUCAAGAGGAAUCUGAAGAAGCCCCGGGUGAAGCUGGGGGGCAGCUUGUGCACGCUGAACGUGGGCGGCCGCAGGUUCUCCUUCUCCGCCGAGCUGAUGAAGCGGCUUCCCCUGAGCCGGCUGAGCCGGCUGCACCACUGCGCCUCCGAGAGCGAGCUGCUGGAGCUCUGCGACGACUACGACCGCGACAGGAACGAGUUCUUCUUUGACCGCCACGCCGACGCCUUCAGCUUCAUCCUGCUGUACCUGCAGCACGGCUCGCUGCGCUUCCUGCCCGACAUGUGCGAGCUCUCCUUCUACAACGAGAUGCUGUACUGGGGCCUGGAGAGCUCCGACCUGCAGCCCUGCUGCCAGCGCCGGCUGGACGACCGCAUGUCCGAAUGCUGCGUCCACUUCUUCCCGGAGGAGGAGCCCCACGGCCCCGAGGAGCCUUCCCGCCGCUGGCUGGACAAGAUGAGGAGGACGUUCGAGGAGCCCACAUCCUCAGUGGCGGCGCAGAUCCUGGCCUCAGUGUCCGUGUUCUUCGUGCUCGUCUCCAUGGUGAUGCUGUGUGCCAGCACGUUACCUGACUGGAGGGACGAGGACAGCCUGGAGCAGCACAGGGUCAUCGAGGCCGUGUGCAUCGGUUGGUUCACCACCGAGUGCAUCGUCCGUUUCCUGGUGUCUCGAGAUAAAUGCGAGUUUGUCCGCCGCCCUCUGAACAUCAUCGAUAUGUUGGCCAUCAUGCCGUACUACGUCUCCGUCACCAUGACGAUAGUGACAGGAGAAGACUCGCAGCUGCAACGCGCCGGCAUGACGCUGCGCAUCCUGCGAAUGAUGCGGAUCUUUUGGGUGAUUAAGUUGGCACGUCACUUUCUUGGCCUGCAGACACUCGGCCUGACUCUACAGCGCUGCUACCGCGAGAUGGUGAUGCUGCUGGUCUUCGUUUGCGUCGCCAUGGCGAUUUUCAGCGCACUAGCCCAGCUGCUGGAGCACGGCCUGGACCUGGAGGGCCGGAACGAAGACUUUGCCAGUGUCCCCGCCGCCUGCUGGUGGGUCAUCAUCUCCAUGACGACAGUGGGAUACGGGGACAUGUACCCGGUGACGGUGGCGGGCCGCGUGCUGGGCGGCCUCUGCGUGCUGAGCGGGAUUAUCCUGCUGGCGCUGCCCAUCACCUUCAUCUACCACAGCUUCGUCCAGUGUUACCACGAGCUCAAAGUGCGCUCAGCACGCUGCAGCCGCAGCCUGUCCGCCGAGUUCCUGAACUGAUCAUUGAACCACACACACCAACACCGUCACAGUAAACACCGUCACCACCAGCACUAUCACCCCUAACACCGUCACCACCAGCACUAUCACCCCUAACACCGUCACCACCAGCACUAUCACCCCUAACACCGUCACCACCAGCACCGUUGCCACCAACACUGACACCAUCAACAUCACUACCAAAACCAACAUCAUGAUCAACACUGUCACAACUCACACCAUCACUACCAACACCAAAGUUACAAACACAAUCGUCACCAGCACCAUCCCCAACACUGCCACCAUCAACCGACAUCACACCCAAACAGACUGAACAUUAGCGUCACCCUCAGGACAAACUGUGUGCCAGCGCCCGACCUAAAGACUGCAUAUCACUGCCCCCCUCAGGACAGAAUCUAUACCAGCACCCGAUCUAUGGACAGAUGGCAUAUUAGCGCCCCCUUCAGGGCAUACUGUGUAUUUGCACCCCCUCAGGACAGACUGUACACCAGCACCCGAUCUCUGGACAGACUGUGCAUUCCUGCAGCGCUCAGGACAGACUGCACACCAGCGCCCCCCUCAGGACAGACUGCACCUUACCGUUCCCCUCAGCAUGAAGGUUACGUGAGGGUUUUGGACUGUCAGGGGGUGAAGCUGCCAGUCUGUGCUGUCAUUGGACAGUGCCAGUGGUUUCCAUGGUGACGGGAGAUUGAAGUGUUGAAUAUCAGGACCGACCUGUGAGUUCUGUGAAAUGUCUCACUUCUCCGUCAUGUGUGUGAAAUUCUGCAACUCCACAGACUCUCCAUUUAACCCCCCUUCUCCUCCUCCCCAUCUUCAUGCUCCUCCUCUUCCUGCUCCUCCUCCUCCCCCUUCUGCUCCCUCCACACACAGCUGAAGGCUGUUUCCAGAAGAUCACAAAAAUCUUCAUACAAAAUGUGUAGGCUAUAGUAAAAAUCUUUGUGCAAAAUGUUGUUUAUAUUUUCAACCUGAUAACUGAUUCAGUUUGUGUCAUCUACUUGUAAAUAGCUGCAGAUUUUUCCUUCAUUUGAAAAUAAAUGUCUAAACCUUU